AUGCUUCUUAGAAGAAUAUGGAGGAGAAUAAGCACAGACGACCCCUAUUCAAAAAUUAAGCCUAAAGAAGCUGGCCGAGAAUUCUACUUAAACCCUAAAAAGUUUUACAGGUACACUCCUAAAGAAGAAAUUAUUUUUGACAAUGGUAAAGCCUUAGUGUACCAAAACAAAUCUCAUACCUUGAAAAUCUUUUAUCUUCCCAAACUAGUCUUUAUCUUUUUAUUUGGUUCGAGCUUUUGAUCCCUUAACAAAUUUCUAAAUGCUAUAGCUUGGUCAUCCUUAUGGAUCGCUCAAGCUUCUAACUCCACAUGCCAAGUGGAGAGCUUGCUUAUUCAACUCCAUUUGGCAAGUCAACUCUAAAUCUGCGAUAUCUUGUAGAUUUGCCAAAUUGAGAGGCAGCUCGUCAACUGGAUUGAAUAAGAAAAAUUUUCAGUUAAUAAGUGGAGCUGAAAGCUUGAGAAAUCCAUAAGGAUGCUCAAGCCAUACUCCUAUAUUCGCCCUACUUACGAUGCCAAUAAUUUUAGCUGGCCUACAUGCAGCUAUCGGCACAAAAGUCCUUACACAUAUGUAUUUACACCUAGACGGAAAACAUAUCGACUUACGAUAUCGACUUUUCCCUUUUAUUUCCUGAACAAAAACAUACAAAAUCACUGAUUUUGCAGGCCAAAAAUCAAAUUACUUACAUAUUGUGUAUACCCUAAAUCCUGUCCCUAAAAAUUUGCUUGGCUUUAUGGAGUGUAAUCAAUCAGAACUUUUCCCUUUAUAUUGGCAAGAAAAUGAUUGGAAAUUUUUUAUUCUUGCAAGGAAGCCUUCAGUUAUAAAUGAAGACCUAUUCCCAAAUAUAACAAAUGGAGUCGAAAUAGACACAAGCAAAUUUAGAGGAAGAGUCAAUUUUUUUAGAGAAAGAUAUGUAGAGAUAAAUCCUGAAGAUAAUUAA
Molecule: messenger RNA, 937 nt
Organism: Blepharisma stoltei
Lineage: Eukaryota; Ciliophora; Heterotrichea; Heterotrichida; Blepharismidae
Source: the annotation of a GenBank genome assembly